AAUCUAUUUGAGAAUUUAUCAAUGGAUAUUCUAAAGGCAGAAAUAGCUAAAAAAAGAAAGCUGCUGGAAGAUAAAAAGCUUGUGGAUGCGAAAAAGAAGUUUUUCAAGCGUGGUGAACUUUUGGCGCAGGAAGAGGUUGAGUAUCUUGAAAAGAGUGGAUUGAAUAAAUUUGAUGGAACUACUAUCAACGGCUUAACUGAAAAAGAUGGCCAAUCCACACUGGGAGUUGACCCAAAAUAUGACUUCAAAAAGCUACCUCGGUCGGAAGUGAUAAGGAAGCUACGGGAACGCGGCGAACCUAUUUUGCUGUUUGGCGAAUCGGAAAAAGAAUCGUGCCAUCGGUUGCACCAGUUGGAAAUAUCGACCCCGGAAAUUAAUCGAGGCUUCCGGAACGACUUUCAGGAAGCGAUGGAACAGGUCGACGAGGAGUAUCUCAAUGAAAUUCUUACCUCUAACGGACAAGCACCCGGUAUGGGCAAAGCGAAAAAUUCCAACGAAGAUUACGCCAUUGACGAAAGUGUCACUUACGAAUCGAUACAGGAAAUGGCUGUUCGGUUAGGGCGUAGCGGAAAGGAUCACGACUGUCACGUAAUAAUGACGCUCAUUCAGUUCUUGCUUAAAAUGUGGAACGAUCAGUUGAGUGCGGUGACGGCCGCAGAGCGGAUGGCUACCAAGGGCAAAAUAGCACGGGCUACCUUUGAACAGACGCGACUGUAUCUGAAGCCGUUGCUUCGUAAGCUGAAGAACAAAACCAUCCCCGAGGAUAUCCUCGACAGCCUUACGGACAUUACAAAAAGUUUACUAAAGCGUGACUAUAUUCAUGCAAGCGAUGCUUAUCUGACCAUGGCCAUCGGAAAUGCACCGUGGCCGAUCGGUGUCACUAUGGUCGGUAUUCAUGCACGUACGGGGCGUGAAAAAAUUUUCUCGAAAAACGUGGCGCACGUCAUGAACGAUGAAACGCAGAGAAAGUACAUACAAGGGUUGAAACGACUGAUGACUAAAAUGCAGGAAUAUUUCCCAACCGACCCCUCGCGGUGCGUAGAGUACGUUAGUAAAAAGGAUAGACAGGAUUAA
Messenger RNA from Anopheles marshallii, 1074 nucleotides. It is a transcript of the gene Prp18, whose product is annotated as pre-mRNA-splicing factor 18. The transcript has 3 exons. Bases 22 to 1074 code for a protein of 350 amino acids. Gene Ontology annotation, biological process: RNA splicing; generation of catalytic spliceosome for second transesterification step. NCBI's taxonomy places the organism in Eukaryota, Metazoa, Arthropoda, Insecta, Diptera, Culicidae. Gene Ontology annotation, cellular component: U2-type post-spliceosomal complex; U5 snRNP; U4/U6 x U5 tri-snRNP complex. The record is from RefSeq and is a predicted model, not a curated record.